AUGGGGAAAGAGAAGGAAAUGCUAAUAGUACAGAGAGGAGAGCGAUCCAAGCUAAAAACACAGGAUAGGACAACUUUAGGAAAUAUGGAACGGGAGAACAAGGUAAGGAAACAGGACACAAAAGAUAGACAAAAGAUAGAAAAGGCAGAAGAAGGAACUGUGGGAGAAGAACGCAAUAGAUGCGAAGGAACCAGGGAGGACAAGCAUAAGGAACAACCAGGAAGAGAAGAAAGAAUAAAGAAGCUAGAAGGAAGCAAAAAAAAACAGAGGAAGCAAAAUGGGAAGGAAGAAGGAAAGAUCGACAAGUAUGAUGAGGCAAUAGUGCAAAGAAAGUAUAGGAAAUACGCAACUAUCAGCAAGCGAGAAAUGAAUGAUAAGGAUAAAACGAAAGAAGGACGAAAGGAGAACGGAGAUAAUAUGGAAAGGAUAUAG
Messenger RNA from Ambispora gerdemannii, 432 nucleotides. Lineage: Eukaryota; Fungi; Glomeromycota; Glomeromycetes; Archaeosporales; Ambisporaceae. The record is from the annotation of a GenBank genome assembly.